Messenger RNA from Helicoverpa armigera (cotton bollworm), 780 nucleotides. RefSeq lists its product as uncharacterized. NCBI's taxonomy places the organism in Eukaryota, Metazoa, Arthropoda, Insecta, Lepidoptera, Noctuidae. The coding region runs from base 113 to 646 and encodes 177 amino acids. Gene Ontology annotation, molecular function: odorant binding. The transcript is spliced from 5 exons. The record is from RefSeq and is a predicted model, not a curated record.
UGCACUGAUUAAAUGAUAAACAAUAUAUAAUAACUAUUAUAAUAAGUAAACGUUUAUCGUUUAUACUUCAGUUGUCUAAGUAAAGCUGACGGGAUCAAUCCUUUUGUACAAAAUGUUUAAACUGUGCGUCUUUCUCGCGUUGUCUGUUGCGUCAUGUUAUGGAGCACCAGACCGCAGCACUGCUUGUGGCCAAAUUCCCGGAAAUAUGAACAGGUGUUUAGUUCUACCGCCUGGCGUAAGUCACAACAUUUGGCAGAAAUGUGAAACCACACAGGGUGAGUGCGAAAGACUGACCUGCAUAUUCCGUGAAUACAACCUGCUGGACGGUGAAGUUAUCAACAAGGAGAUGACAAUAGGAUUCUUCGAUGAUUUUGCGCUGGCGCACCCUGAGUUUGCAACGGCUGUAGAACAUGUGAAGGAUGAUUGCCUCGGCAGCGCUCCUCUCAAACCACAAGGAGUAUACCUCAACUGUCCUGCCUAUGAUAUGGUGCAUUGUUCUUACAAGAAUUUGGUGAAGCACGCGAAUCUAUCCCAGUGGACUGCUUCGCCGAACUGCAUGCGCGCACGCACAUUCGCCUCUUUGUGCCCCAUCUGUCCUGACGAAUGCUUCUCGCCAGAAGUGCCCAAAGGAUCCUGUAAUUGCUAGUUCAUAUAUCACGCGCACUUCGUAAAUAAAUCUGUAUAAAUGUAUUUUUUUUUAGCAACAGGCUUUGCCUAGUUUGGGGCUAGUGACAAUAUAAACAGUGAAUAUCUUGGAAAUAAAAUGUUUUUAAAUAGUUA